Mycena citricolor is the source of this 4736-nucleotide messenger RNA. Lineage: Eukaryota; Fungi; Basidiomycota; Agaricomycetes; Agaricales; Mycenaceae. The record is from the annotation of a GenBank genome assembly.
CUUGCAGGUAUCAACUCUUUCUCAACGCCUGUGGUCUUUGCGCGCCGAGGGAAUCUGAUGUCCUCCAUGGGAAACAUACGGUUUCGCUCGAAAUGCAUCCAGUGAGAAUCCAGAUGUCAGGCCUUCAAAUCACGAACAGUGUCCCAUUUCCUGCGCCAUCUUCCCGACGUCCUUCAUAAACGGGCUUCGAUGAGCAGAAGCACACACUGCGGUACUCCCUGCUAAUGCUUCCAUUCAAUAUCUCCGAGCCCACGCACCGCGGCCGCCCCUCCCUCAACCUUCUGGCGCGCAACAUCUUCCGGCGCUACUGGCCUGUCAUCAUCACCCUGACCCUCGUGGCACUCUAUUACGCCUCCGCCUAUGCCCCGCGGCGCUACCAGCUCAGCCGUAUACCCUCCUCCUUCUUCAGGUCUCCACGGCCGCAAGGCGGUCCGCGCCCGCCCCCGAUACCCGUUGUGGACGCGGGCGACGUGUGGGGUGCGCGGGCCCACGAGGUCCGGGAAGCUUUCGUGCACGCGUAUGAGGGAUAUAGGGCAUAUGCUCUGCCCGCAGACGAGGUGCGGCCGAUGUCCGGCGGGUCGAUCAACAACUUCCAUGGAUGGGGCGUGACGAUGUUCGACUCGCUCGACACGAUGUGGCUGAUGGGGCUGGAGGACAUGUUCUUUGACACGGUGCGGGAGUUGCAGGACCAGCAGUGGCGCACCCCGCGUGCCCAUUUCUUCGAAGUCGUCAUCCGGUACCUCGGCGGCGCUCUGUCUGCUUAUGCACUGUCGGAGGACCCGAGACUGCUCAAACUUGCGGACGAUCUGGGCACGAAACUGCUCCCUGCCUUCGACACUCCGACGGGGUUUUCCGUGCAUGGGGUCGAUACCGAGCUGGGCCGAGCCAAAGGGGGUGAAGGGCCGUUUCCAGAAUCAUGUCUGGCGGAGCUAUUCAGCAACCAGAUGGAAUACAAAUACCUCGCGCAUCUUACUGGAAAGGCCAAGUACUUUGAGGUGGCCGAGCGGCCCAUGCGAGUGAUUUACCCGCCAGAGAAGACACUAUUCGACGGCCUACUUGCGACGACAUGGAAGGUGAACACCGCAGAGCCAAAUCUUUCCGACUUUACCGCCGGAGGAUGCGCUGAUUCCGCAUACGAGUACUUCUUGAAGCAGUGGCUCAUGUCAGGGAAGACGGAGCCCAGGACACGAGAACUCUACAUUCGCAGCGCGAAUGCGAUCAUGGAGCAUCUGCUCUAUGUCGGGUCCAAACGGCAACUGCUGUACGUUACGGACCUGCGCCGAGGCAAGCCGACGAACCGAUUCCAGCACCUGUCCUGUUUCUUGCCAGGGCUAUUUGCCCUGGCUGCGCACCCGAGCUCUGGACUCAAUCUGUCAGACACGCAACUAGAGCGACAUCUAUGGGCUGCGGAAGGUCUGGCAGAGACUUGCUGGGCGGUGUACGGUGAUACUACCUCUGGACUGAGUCCGGAUUCGUUCAGGAUGGAUGCGGAGAACGAACGGUGGACUGUCUUGCUGCGACAAUGGGAUCGCGAUGAAAGAGCCGGACCGGCUCCUGGGACUAAGGGCGUCGAGCUGCAGCGUGAGGCGGGAAAUCGGGGGUAUGUGGCGACCGAGGACGCGUAUCUGCUUCGUCCAGAAGCCGUCGAGACUUUCUAUGUUAUGUGGCGGACAACGGGCGAGGUUAAAUGGCGAGAGCGUGGCUGGUCCGUCUUCCGGUCUCUGCAAAAGUACACCCGCGUCAAGCACGGAUUCACGACUGUUCGGCACCUGGACGAGAUUCCUUUCCAAUUCGACGACAUGCCCAGACCGGACGCACACACUCUCUCAAUGGUAGAAGACAAAUACAUCGGACUCGCUCUGGCGGUGUCCAGCUCCGCCGCUAUCGGCACCAGCAUCGUCAUCACGAAAAAGGGCCUCACGGCGGCAGCGAAUGCCGGGUCGGGCUCUGAGUUCUCCUACCUGCGGAAUCCUAUAUGGUGGGCGGGAAUGUCAACUCUUAUCAUUGGCGAAGUGGCCAACUUUGCGGCGUACUCGUUUGCACCGCCGGUGCUGGUAACUCCGCUCGGUGCCCUCAGCGUGCUUAUAGGCGCCAUCCUUGCCUCUUUCCUGCUCAACGAGCAGCUGGGUCAUCUGGGCCGAGUAGGAUGCGCAUUGUGUCUGCUUGGCUCGGUUAUUAUUGUGCUACACGCGCCAGAUGACAGGCCAAUCGAGACUAUCACCGACUUUUUGAAUUACGCGAUGAAGCCUGGCUUCCUAAUGUACUGCUUCACCGUCUGCGCACUCGCCAUCUUCCUCGCUUAUGCCGUCGCACCGAAGCACGGACGCACCAACCCUACGGUUUACAUCUCGAUCGCGUCGAUCGUUGGGUCGGUGUCGGUCAUGUUCAUCAAGGGCUUUGGUGUCGCGGUCAAGCUGACCUUCGCGGGCAAGAAUCAAUUCGUGUACCCCAGCACGUUUGUCUUCGGGCUGAUUUCGGUCGGGUGCAUCGUCAUCCAGCUCAACUACUAUAAUAAGGCGUUGGAUCUCUUCUCGGUCAACAUUGUCAAUCCGAUGUACUACGUCGGCUUCUGCAGCGCUACGAUCGUUGCUUCGUUGAUUCUGUUCGAAGGGUUCAACACGACAGAUGCCAGCAAUACGUUCUCGUUGCUGUGCGGAUUUAUCGUCACCUUCCUCGGCGUGCACAUCCUCAAUCUGUCGAUGCUGGAGGAGUCCGCGCAGGCUGUGGAGGAGGGACGCGAGGACGCGGCGGGCUUCGAAGGGCGGCUCUCGCUCGACGGAUGGCACGGCAUCCAGCGUGAGGGGCACAACGCUAUGGGCUUGUCGUCCCCCCGCGGACUGGGCCACGCGCGGCGCAGCUCGCUGUACCGCAACCCCGCUGCGACGCUGUUCAAUGCUUACGACCCGGCGGGCGGUGCCGACCACGUCGGGCUGCAAGAUUUGCGGGAGGAGGACGACGACGAGGGGUGGAACUCGACUGAGCGGACGUCGCUGAGGACGCCGCGGUCUGCGAAUCACCACCACACGCCGAAAACACCGUCGCUGGGCGACAUCCGGAUAAACCCGCGGCCGCUGUAAGUCAGCGAGUACGCGCACUUAGACUUGGAACUCUGUAUACGAUACGAUACCUAUCUUGCUGUGCAAAUGGACUCCGCUAUUCACGAAUACUGUAACGCGUAAUAUGAGCUGCCUUGGAUUGCGUCGAUCGUCUCUAAAAUGGGUACGUGGGGGGAUACAUACAUAGUACAAGUGCUUGUAGGGUAUUAGAUCAGGAUUACAUGGAUGCCAAGUCCACGGGGAGCAUAGGGUUCCUCUCGCUGUAGUGAGCAGUAGAGAUGCGGUUGCAGAAUAGACGUCGGAUCCAGUCCAGCGGAGAUUAUCAGGACCGGCGGGGUCGGGGUGUCGUUGGGGUCUGCUCCUCAGCCGUGGCGUUCGUGUGUGCCGGACCCGGGCUCCUCACACGACCGUCUUCCUCGCCGCGCGUCGUUCCCGUGCAGUCACCCGCACCCGCACCCUCGUCCAGCUGCGGCACCCCCUCGCGUUCCGGCUGUGGCUCCGGUCCGGCGUCCAGCGCGCGCCGCACGGCGACCGCGCUGAGCUGCGCCUUGUACGCAUCGCGCUCGCCGCGUAGCCGCUCGAGCUCCUUGACGAGGUUGUUGUACCCCGCGCGCUGCUUCUCGAUGAGCUUCCACAGCUGGUCGUUCUUCGUGCUCAGGCCCGUGCGCUCCGAGACCGCCUGGUGCAGCGCUGCCAGCGCGGGGUCCGGGGACGCGGCGUGCGUUGAGAGGAGGCCUGCUGUUGUGAGUGGGGGGAUGGGUUCCGGUGUCAGAGCCAUGGGUGGGGUGCGGCGGUGGGUGGUGGUGGUGGUGGUGUGUUGAGUAGUGAACUGGUGCGGUACGUGUGCUCGAUCGUUAGUGGUUUGUGGAGAGUGUGCUGUGUCGGAACAGAUCAGCCGGUGGGGGUUGGGAGGAAGAAGCGGUCGCUGACGUCGACAAAAAUAGGCGGCGGGCACAGGCUACGCUACCAGGCAACAAGGGUCACAGCGAUCUCCUUCCGUUUGUCAGACGCCUGGGCCCCUGGAUCGUUGUUCCUGUAUUGUACUGUACUGUACUGUCGACACAAUACACACUGCGGGAAGAUGCACAACAGUGUUCACGGCCAUCGCUCGAAACAAUAGCAAAUGCGCUUCGCGGACAUGGGUGUCCGGUGGUGAUGCCGGUGGGCUUGGUCAGAUCGGGGCUGCGAGGCCGGAGGACAGAGUCAGACGCUGGGUCAACGGCAGAGCGAUCGGCUGCAGUCGUCGGUUGUGUAAUGAAGAGACAAGAGUGAAGGCGCGUAGCGGAAGCGACGCGUCACUUCAUUUCCCGCCUUGUGCCCGCAUCACAGAACAUCCUGACACGGUAACAGCUUUUCAACAGCGAGAGAGGCCCUAUCCCCUACUGCCUGCCUCGCUCACAAGCAGAACUUGUUGCUUCCCAAACUCCCAAGCUAGCUAUGGAAGAAAGGCUUGGAGAUCGUCACCAGCGCCAAGGAGAGUGGUCUCCCAUCACCCAUUUCGGCGCACCCGGCCCGGGAGUAAACCAAAAUGAAAACCUACUUUCGAAGCUGACGUCAGCGCGGUGUCGUUGAAAUUGACCUGUGUAGCAGAUAUGAGCGAAGACAUAGCUUUCUGAGAGUCAGUCAUUCAUUCCCUUAGCUCCACGAUUUGAUUGAAAAUUCGAUGAAAUUUUAAGUUCG